Molecule: messenger RNA, 604 nt
Organism: Octopus bimaculoides (California two-spot octopus)
Lineage: Eukaryota; Metazoa; Mollusca; Cephalopoda; Octopoda; Octopodidae
Source: RefSeq, a predicted model, not a curated record
GAAACUGCUAGGUAAUAGGGUUGUAAACAAACCAACACUGGUUAUCAAGUAAUAGUGAGGAUGACACACACACACACACGAAAAAGGGGUUAUAACCCUGAAAUAUUGAAAUACAAGACCUGCAAUGCUGUCGCAGCAGUUUACUUAUCAAACUCUGAUUCCUCCUCACACCAACCCAUGAAUCAGGGUGUAAUGUCUAAUAUCAAAUCCCACUACAUCCGUCUCACUGCCAGCCAGCUUGUUGAAGAAAUAGGUAACGAAGAUAAGCAAUCUCAGAAACAACUGUAUAUUGUGACGGCCAUGGAUUAUAUCAAUGCAGUCCGGAAUGAAGUAACCGAGAACUGCAUGAACAGAGUUUGCAAGAAGUUAUGGUCAAAAGUAUGCAAUGACUUCUUGAACCUUUUUGAAAAAAUACUUACCAACAGCAGUCAUAAAUAACAUCUUUGAGCUGUUGGUCAAUGAAGGGAGAAUUCAAAAUAUCAAAGUGGAGUAUUUCGGAGAGUCAGUAGAUCAACAAGAGCGAGCACAUUAACACACCCAAAAUGAGCCUGAAAACACCUACUGUAGAGCCAGUAACACUAGAAAGUAUCUUCCCAACUGAAUU